Molecule: messenger RNA, 192 nt
Organism: Phytophthora sojae
Lineage: Eukaryota; Oomycota; Peronosporomycetes; Peronosporales; Peronosporaceae
Exons: 1
Source: RefSeq, a predicted model, not a curated record
GAGCUAGUGCACUACAAGCGAGGUGUUUCUGAUGAGGAAUUCGCAGAGAUUAUCUUGGGGAAUGUGGUGCAAACGCAUCGAGACGUCGUCCGUCAGUUCUCGCGGCAUUAUGACCCGGGGCAUAAGAGUGCAACUCCUUCAGCUGCCCAAGUCAUGAACGCUCUUCGCGCCGAGUCGGAAUUUGAUGCAAGG